This is a messenger RNA of Maniola jurtina (meadow brown), 2665 nucleotides long. It is a transcript of the gene Trc8, whose product is annotated as protein TRC8 homolog. Gene Ontology annotation, cellular component: endomembrane system; endoplasmic reticulum. Gene Ontology annotation, biological process: ERAD pathway. The coding region runs from base 209 to 2221 and encodes 670 amino acids. The record is from RefSeq and is a predicted model, not a curated record. The transcript is spliced from 2 exons. Gene Ontology annotation, molecular function: ubiquitin protein ligase activity. Lineage: Eukaryota; Metazoa; Arthropoda; Insecta; Lepidoptera; Nymphalidae.
ACUUCCUACUAUUAUUUAUUUUGGCAUCCCCAAAUUUUUAUCUGUCAAAUUUUAUUGUCGCAAAAAUUUCAGUCAUAUUUUUGUAAAAUAUUACGUGAUCUAAAACAAUUAAAAAAAAUUAAAAAACAAUUCACACCCCCCGUGGUAGUCGCCGUCUGAUUCGGCGGUGGUUACCAACCUGCCGGUGCCCGUAGGUUUGCAUCAAUGAAUGAUGUCGCUGAGGUCGAAAGCCCUGGCUUUGGUGGAAGUGUUACUCAGGGUUCCACCGUUGUUUGUGGUGGAUGAGUUCCUGAAGAUCAGCCUGGGCUUGCCCGUGUCCACCGGCGAGGAGGUGCCCAUCCUGUCAGCUGCGACGACAGACCACAUAGAUAGCUCUGAGAACGACACCAAUUAUUACGACGCGAAUUUCUACAAUGCGUUUGUCUUCACACUGCUAAAAUUCUUCAUAUGCUGCUUAGGAUGCAUGUCAGCGCUCUGCAUAUUCGUGCUCUACACGAAGCACCUGAUCAUCGUGUACCUGUACCUAAUGUCACUAGGCCUAGUCUUCAUCUCCUACUGGACAAAUGUCUCCGCUAUCAAGCAAAUACAAGCCCUGACGAUGUCCGUCAGUUCGGCGCACCACUCGACGAGCAUAUUAGAAGAUAUCCUUAAUUUAAAUGUUAAGAAUUUACUCGAUCUCGAAGGGCCAGGGAUUCUGGUCAUACAAAACUUUGCGAUACAGUUCCUGCUGGCCAUUCUCUUCAGAAAUGUCCAUCUAGGACCGCGGCAUCCAACAAUACAGAAGCUCCUACCGAUGAGUUUCAUGGCGCCAUCGUUUCUGGCAAUGCUCCCGGUACCACCGAACCUCUUGCACCAUUCUCCAGUUUUUUCAACACUGUUGCCACUAUUUCUCGUAAAAUACGUGCUCUGGUCGUCAGGGUACGACGUCGCACAAGUGAUCUACGCUGGGUAUCAGCACGGAAGGCUAUUCAUAAGUCACAAUGGCCUCUCAGCGUUAGUCGAAACUGAAUGGAUGCGGCUCAACGUGCCAUGCGUCCUUAGAGUGUUUUGGGUGAUGCGUGUGGCGGAACACGCGAUACUGUUGCUUAUGGACAACUACGACGAAGAGGUCGAUGAAGGGAUAAAGGUCUCGACUUUGCUCGCCGUGCAGUCGCUCGCGUCGUUGGCCAAAUCGCUGCUAGUGACGGGAUGCGAGACCAUAACUGCCGUGCUCGGCAUGACGUCGGUCAUCUCCUUUUUUUGCCACUACAUCGGGAACUUCUUCCAAUGGAUUCUGCUGACGGACGAGGAGGAGGACAAAAGUAUCGGCACAGUUUCGGCCAUAUUGUUUUACAUUCUAGCGCUGCAAACGGGACUCACCUCUCUCAACCCCGAGAAGAGAUUCAUACGACUUUGCAGAAAUUUCUGUCUACUAUUCACCGCUCUCUUACACUUUUUGCACAACAUUGUGAAUCCAAUGUUGAUGUCUCUCAGCGCGUCGCGUAACCCGAGCACGCACAGACACGUCAGAGCGCUCGGCGUAUGCGCGUUUCUCAUCAUAUUCCCCAUAUCUUUACUAGUCUAUUUAUGGUCACAGCACUCAAUAUCCACGUGGCUUUUAGCAGUGAGUGCAUUCAGCGUAGAGGUGAUAGUGAAAGUAGUGGUCAGCCUCAUGAUCUACUCGUUGUUCCUAAUCGAUGCCAACAGAAGCACGUUUUGGGAACAGUUGGACGAUUACGUUUACUACAUAAGAGCUUUCGGGAACACUAUAGAGUUUUGUUUCGGAAUCUUCCUGUUCUUCAACGGAGCUUGGAUUCUGUUGUUCGAAUCGGGAGGGGCCAUUCGGGCGGUGAUGAUGUGUAUACACGCGUAUUUCAAUAUAUGGUGUGAAGCUCGCGCCGGGUGGUCGGUGUUCAUGAAGCGGCGGACGGCCGUGAACAAAAUUAAUUCGCUGCGAGAGGCUUCGGUGGAUCAACUCCUCCGGCUGGACGACGUGUGCGCGAUCUGCUACCAGGAGAUGCACUCGGCGAAGAUAACGCGGUGCAACCACUUCUUCCACGGCAUGUGCCUGCGCAAGUGGCUGUACGUGCAGGACCGCUGUCCGCUGUGCCACGACAUCCUGUACAAGAUCGACAGCGACAACAAAGACAACUCGGAGGCGGGCAACGAGGAGAACAGCAACAACCAAAACCUGCUGCUCGAGGAGGAGCCGGACCUCCUCCUCAACGAGGGCGUCAGGUGACUGAACCAUGAAGACUUACCAAUCUAGUUUAAAAUCAAGUUUAAAACUCGAUUUAUCAGUGGUAUUUUUUUAAUUUUGUAUAGUAAGUUAUUGUCCUUUUAAUAUAUUUUGACUCGGUUGGUUACUGUGAUUUAAGAUGUUAAUACUGUCUCGUGAUGAAUGGGUGUCGUAUUGGUGUGACGUUAGUGUUAAGUUCUUUGUAGGUGUCCUAUACGCUUGGAUUGUCGACGCGCUGUUACAGUUUCCUAUUAUUGUUACAAAUUUUUGAGUCAAAAAUCGCUAGUGCAACAAAUUGAACGUCGCUCGUUCGAAAAAGACGCAAAGCUAUUUGUAAAUAGUUAAGUCGUUUAGAAAUAGCUUUUAAUAUAUCAGACUUACGUGAAAUAUAUAAAAAUAGCAAGUUUUUUCUUAUAAAACUGUAAAUAAACUAUUAUUUUAGUGUAA